AUGGAAAAAAAUCUGAAAAAUAUUCUUGUUGUUUCAUUCGGAUUCUUGCUUCUGUUUACUGCUUAUGGAGGGCUACAGAGCCUGCAGAGCAGCCUCCACUCUGAAGAAGGCCUGGGUGUUGCCUCUCUGAGCGUUGUCUAUGCAGCUCUUAUCCUGUCCUCCAUGUUUCUCCCACCAAUCCUCAUUAAGAAGCUUGGAUGCAAGUGGACCAUUGUGGGCUCCAUGUGCUGCUACAUUACUUUCUCCUUGGGCAACUUCUAUGCCAGCUGGUACACACUGAUCCCCACAUCUAUGAUCUUGGGGCUGGGAGGAGCACCUCUCUGGUCUGCCAAGUGUACAUAUCUCACCAUUGCUGGCAACUCAUAUGCACAGAAAGCAGGGAAAAAUGGAAAAGAUGUUGUCUCCCAGUAUUUUGGAAUCUUCUUUCUGAUAUUUCAGUCCUCUGGAGUCUGGGGAAACCUGAUAUCAUCCCUGGUAUUUGGCCAAACUCCUCACAAAGUGCAAAUCUCAGAAGCAGAUCUGGCAUGCUGUGGAGCAUAUGACUGUACAACAAAUGCUACAAAUAGUACCACUGCUUCAAAAGGACCAAGCAAUACCUUAAUCUACACUCUGCUGGGAAUCUACACAGGUAGUGGGGUACUAGCUGUGUUGCUAGUCACGGUGCUUCUGGAUCAGAUCAGAGCCAACCAAGAAGAGAGUAAAGAAGAGAAGCCACCCUCCUUUUGCUCCACUUUCUUGGCAACAUUUCGGCAGCUUAAAGAUAAACGACAGUGUCUCCUGAUCCCUCUGACUAUGUAUAGUGGGUUUGAACAAGGAUUCCUUGCUGGUGACUAUACCAAGUCUUAUGUGACUUGUGCCCUCGGGAUAAAUUUUGUUGGCUAUGUGAUGAUCUGCUUCUCGGCUGCAAAUUCUCUCUGCUCGAUGUUGUUUGGAAAGAUUUCCCAGUUCACUGGCAGAAAAGUUCUAUUUGCAUUGGGUGCAGUUGUCCACCUUGCCUGUAUAAUAGCACUGCUGCUCUGGAAGCCUUCCCCAAAGCAUCUACCUGUAUUCUUCAUAUUGCCUGCAUUCUGGGGUGUGGCUGAUGCUAUAUGGCAGACACAAACCAAUGCCCUCUAUGGAGUUUUAUUUGAGAAGAACAAGGAGGCUGCAUUUGCUAAUUAUCGCCUAUGGGAAUCGCUGGGAUUUGUCAUAGCCUUUGGCUAUAGCACUUUCUUACAAGUCUACAUCAAGCUGUAUAUCGUACUGGCUGUCCUAGUCAUUGCUAUGAUUACAUAUGAGACAGUUGAGUACCUGGAAUCCAAGAGUUCUCCCGGAAUGCCAAAUAACACAAAUAAGGAGGAGCCAAUCAAAGUUCAGCCAGAUGCUCUGCAAACAAAUUUCUAACCCAACAAGGUAAUCUGUGUAAGACAGGACACUACCCCCAUUCCUUAACCCAGUUUUGUCCAUGUGCUUUCAUUGGCUACAAGGGAAUAGCACUGAUAUCCAUAGGAACACUGUAUGACAGGAUCAGGAUCAAAGAAGGUGUGUUAAAACCCUUAAUAAUGAGGAAGAGUAUAGACAAACAAAUACCCAAAAUUGUACAAUAUGCAAAUAUAUAAGGCCUUGUAGAGUUAAACUUCAUGCUACUAAU
Molecule: messenger RNA, 1630 nt
Organism: Hemicordylus capensis (graceful crag lizard)
Lineage: Eukaryota; Metazoa; Chordata; Lepidosauria; Squamata; Cordylidae
Gene: UNC93A
Product: unc-93 homolog A
Exons: 8
Coding region: 1-1383 (460 amino acids)
Source: RefSeq, a predicted model, not a curated record